This is a messenger RNA of Ipomoea triloba (trilobed morning glory), 1463 nucleotides long. Its product is annotated as pectinesterase 1-like. The transcript is spliced from 2 exons. Gene Ontology annotation, biological process: cell wall modification. NCBI's taxonomy places the organism in Eukaryota, Viridiplantae, Streptophyta, Magnoliopsida, Solanales, Convolvulaceae. Bases 19 to 1143 code for a protein of 374 amino acids. The record is from RefSeq and is a predicted model, not a curated record. Gene Ontology annotation, molecular function: pectinesterase activity.
AGAAAAAAGAUAGAAACAAUGAGGAUAAAUCAGCUAGUGAUGGUUUCUGUGCUGCUGCAUUACCUCUGCCCGGGCGUUGUGUCAGACGACUCAAUUCCUAUUCCAGCUAGUAAGGACGAAGUGAACAGUUGGUUCACCGCCAAUGUACAGCCCCCUUCAGAGAGAAAGAACCUCGACCCCGCUCUGGCUAAGGCGGAGACUAACCCCAAACAUAUUAGGGUGUCUAAGGACGGGAAGGGAGAUUUCAAAACCAUUAAUGAAGCCCUAGACAGCGUCCCCAACGGCAACACACAGCGAGUCAUUAUUUCAUUAGGCCCCGGAAACUACACGGAGAGACUGAAGAUCGUGAGGGAGAAGCCCUUCAUCACUUUACACGGCGACGAUAAGGACAGGCCGUCCAUCAUUUACGGCAGCACAGCCGCUCAAGACGGCACCGUUUACAGCGCCACGGUCAUCGUCGAGGCCGAUUACUUCAUGGCUAUUAGCGUUAACAUCAUCAAUUCGGCCCCCAGGCCGGACGGCGUGAGAAAAGGAGCUCAAGCCGUGGCUCUAACGCAGAGCGGCGACAAGGCCGCGUUCUACAGCGUGAGACUACACGGAUUCCAGGACACGUUUUGUGAUGACAAGGGCAGGCAUUUCUUCAAGGAUAGCUACAUUGAAGGCACCGUGGAUUUCAUCUUCGGGAAUGGGAAGACUCUGUAUGUAGAUACAGAAUUGCACGUGAUUGAAGGUGAUAAUAUGGCGGUGAUCACCGCACAAGCACGGCACACAAAGGCAGAGGAGACAGGGUACUCUUUCGUGCAUUGCAAAGUCACAGGGGUUGGGGAAGGGGCUUUACUAGGCAGAGGAUGGAUGGCCUUUUCCAGGGUCAUAUUUGCCUAUACUGUUAUUAGUGAUGCCAUUAAGCCUGAGGGGUGGCAUGGGGUCCCGGGCAAAACCCACUAUGGAGGAAACACAUAUUUUGGAGAAUAUAUGAACAGCGGACCGGGAGCUAAAAUGGAGGGGCGGCCCAAUUUCGUGAAGAAGAUGACGCAAGAAGAAGUAAAUCCAUACGUCAGCCUUGGUUUCAUAGAGGGUUCCAAAUGGUUGCUUCCCCCGGUCAAAGCUGCACCUGCAAGGAAGCUAAGCCGAGUUGAACUUUAAAAAUUUAGGCUUGGACAAAUUAUGAAAAUCUAAAGUCUGAACUUAGGCUUAGGUCUGUGUAUAGGCUCUUUUUUUAGGCUCAAGCUUGAGCCUACAGUUUACCUAACUUGGCCUGAAGCUUUUUUUAAAAGCUGUAUUUAACAUAUAGCCGCUUCAAAAUAGGCUUUGAUAGGCUUUGGGUCUAUUUAAAGCUCUUCCAUUUUUAAGUCUUUAAUAAAAAUAUAUUUGUAAAAAAUUUACAAAAAAAUACAUAAGUUCAAUUGUAUUAUUAUUUGUUAUCCUAUAUAAUAUCAUAAAUAAUAAACAAUCAAUUCAUAUAA